Molecule: messenger RNA, 5997 nt
Organism: Moesziomyces antarcticus
Lineage: Eukaryota; Fungi; Basidiomycota; Ustilaginomycetes; Ustilaginales; Ustilaginaceae
Exons: 1
Coding region: 1-5997 (1998 amino acids)
Molecular function (GO): lipid binding
Source: RefSeq, a predicted model, not a curated record
AUGGAGGAUGCCUUGUCGCUCCAAAAGUCCAAGGCGCAGUGGCUCGCCGCUCUCGACGAUGCCAUCGAUACCUUCCGCACCCUCGUCGCAGAGUCGGCCUCCAAGGCAUGGAAGCCCGUCAGCCUCGGCGGAAGCACGCCCGCUACUCCGAAUCUCGCCUCCACCUCGAGCUUCCCCAUGACGCCUUCCCAAAGCGCUGCCUCGUCUGGCGCUACCAAAACACCCGCAGCUUCACGCAGCAAGAAGCGCGACUCGUCCUCCCUUCGCCAUGUCGAGUCCAUCGAAGACUUUGACUCGCAUACCGACUCGCCCUCAUCGGCUGCAGGUGCUUCCACCGCUUCGCCGGCGCCCCAAAAGCCCUCCGCUUCCGACCCGCAGCCCUUCCGCAUCGGCCGAUUCCGUCCAGACCAGGUGGCCGUCCAUCGCAGAACCAGAAAGGGCCCCGACAUCUACAGAGCUGUCUCCGAGGUCGCCUACGACGGCACCGCAGACCUUCAUGCCUUCCGCUCCGUCCUCCAGACCGCCGAGACCCGCGCUUCUUGGGACCGCCUCGUCCAGUCGGCAGAGCUCGUCGAGCAGCUCGACCCCUUCACCCGCAUCAACAAGGUCCACUAUCGCCUAGGAUGGCCUGCUAGCCCUCGCGACGCCAUCGUCAUCAACCGAACCCUCGCCGACGACGCCACCCUCAUAGACAUCUCCACCUCGCUGCCGCGCUCUCCCGACGCCCCUUCCUACCUGCGUCCCGCUCCACCCUGCGUCCGAUCGCACGUACACCUCAUGGCAUGGUGCAUCCAGAUCCUUCCGCCAGAGCCUUCUACAUCAUCCUCCUCAACCACAAGGUCCAAGUCGACGUCGUCCUCCGCGCCCCUUCGCUCCUUGCCACGCAUCAAGCUUUCGGUAUUCUGGUCCUGGGACCUUCGAGGCGCAUGGAUGGGCAUGCCCUCCGGCGGCCUCGGCAUGCAUCUGCCAGAGCUCAUCAAGGCGCUCGCAUUCCACGUUCAAGACUACAGCGACAAGAUCCCCGCGCUCACCAACUAUGGCAGCUGCGUCGAAGUGCUCACAAGCACCUUCGACCCUACCCGAGACACGCUCGCCACCGAGUACGCCGUCGUUGAGGAAGAUGCAGCCGCACGCCAGGCUGAAGACCGCGCAGAAAAGGAUCUCGACACCGUUCACCUUUUGCGCUCUCGUCGAAAGCUCCAAGCCACCGUCGAGUUCCUCCUUCCCUCCUCAGAAGGCUGGGAUGUCAGGGUCCAAGCCAAAGGCCAGACAUUAUCGCCCACGGCAGAUGCAGAUGCUUCCGCCGAGGAUGGCCCAUUGUGGCGUGCAACAGCAGAGAGGGCAUCGGGCUCCCGCUUCACUCUCCUCUCCAUCCGCCACAAGACGCUCGACAGCCCCGAUCAGUUAGCCAGAAUUACCGUCAGGAUCCAACGUGUGGCGGCAAGCACCGAGCUCCGACUCAACGAUGCGCCCUUGAACAUUGAGCAUGUCGAGCCGCGCACCGCUGCAGCUUUGGCACAGCCUCUCCUCGAGGACACCGCGAGCAUCUCGGAGAUCAGCGUCGCCACCACCUCCACCGGCAGCGCCGCCUCUUUCAACGUCGGCACCGCUGCAAACGCCUCGCGCUCCGGAACGCCCAACCUCGGCUCGGCGCACCAGAUCAACAAUCAGAUCCGCCGCAACUACAUCUAUUUCACAAGCCUGCUCCAGGAGCCAGAGGCAAAGUGGAAGCCCAUCAGCGACAUGAAGGGCGUCACCGUCACCCAGCUCGACUCGAUCGACCCCACCCUCGUCGUCUACCGCGCAGAGGCCACCUUUGUGGGCGUUAGCGUGUGGGACCUCUUUUCCACCAUCGGAAAUGCAGGCGCGCGCGCCUACUGGGACAAGGCGCUCGACGACGCCGUGCUUCUCACCGACAUCAACGAGCUCAGCUCGCUCUGGCACACAAAGACCAAGCCCAGCUGGCCCGUCAGCGCCCGCGACACCGUCGUGAUCCAGACCGCCUACAAAUCUCCCACCUCGGUCCACAUCUUCUCCUUCUCCACCGACGAUCGCGCACAGCUGCCCGCCAUCCCGCCCGUCGAGUCCGGCACCAUCCGCACCCAGAUCGACCUGCGCGGCUGGUCCGUCGAGGCGCUCUCGCCCACCACCGUCCACGUCACCAUGCUCGAGCAGUCGGACCCCAAGGGCUGGACCAGCAAGUCGGCCACGCCCGCCGCCAUGGUCAGCGCCGUAGCCGGCGUGGGCGAAUAUGCCAUCAAGUUCGGCAGCCCUCCCGUCCUGACGCGCCUGCUCGGCGCAAAGGCAAAGGUGUCGCGCUACGACCAUGAGAAGGCCACCUUCCGCGUCGAGUACGCGUGCGAUGUGCCCCUCGACGACGAUCUCGGCGAUGCGCCCAACGUCGAGUGCGAGAUCCGGUGCGACGUCGAAACGUGGGCCACCUCGCUCGAUCUGGUCGUCGACCCGCCGCCCAUCUCCAUCUCGUGCCUCCGAAGGCACAAGCUGUCCCAAGGCGGCGGCGGGCUCUGGCUCACCAUCGAGCAUGCCGUUGCGUCGCUCGAGGACGAUUCGGCUCGCAUCAUCAUCCGCCGCGGCACCUCGCGCGACAAGGGAGCCGUCCACGUGAACGGAGCAAGCAUCAAGGUGGACGUCGACGAGCUCAACGAUGAGCAGGUGCAGCAGCUUAGCCGCCAGAAGCGAUCCAAACCGCAGCGUGUCCCUCUCGACCUGAUCAAUCCGGCGCGUAAACCGACCGAAGAGGCAGCAGCGGCCACGACCAAGACCGGCGGUGCAGAUGCAAGCGCGGCCGGCAGCGGUGAGUCGGGCAAGGAACAAGGGGCUCGACAAAGCGCAGAAAAUGGGACGGGCGAGCGCCGGCUCUCGGAUAGCACAUCCACGACCGCAGCGGCUGGUGUGGGUGCGAGCGCAGCCACCGAAGCAAAGAAGCGAGAGCGAGGCGACUCGACCAGCCAACCUGCCGCUGCGGUGCCGUUUUCGGACGAGACGCCGCGCCAGCCCAUGACGUGUGCUCUGGACGUGCUCUUCCUGCUUCGUCGAAUCCAUGCGGAGCGCUCGCCCGACCCGGCGGGCACGCCUGCCGGAUGGGCGCUGGUCACCGAGCGCAACGGCCUGUACGUGCGCAGGAAGCUCAUGGAAUCCAUCUCGAGCACCGUGCUCGUGCAGCGCGGCGACAAGGUCGUCCAGGGCCUCUCUGCCGAGGAUUUGCUCGACGUCGUCGCCAACCUGCGCAGCCGAAAGCAGUGGGACGACAAGAUCGAAUCCACCACCUUGCUCGAAAGCUAUGGCGACGGUUCGUUCACGUCGUUCAUCACGACCAAGGCGAGCUUUCCGUUCCGCGGCCGCGCGUUCCACCUGGCGAGUCUGACUGCGCGUGGCGCGCCGCCGUCGAGCAACGGUGCGACGAGCCCGGGCGAGGCGCCGCUGUCGAGCUCGGCAUCGUCGUGGUCUGGGCCGGCCGUGUACUUCCAUGCCUCGGCGUCGUUCCCGCAGCAGGACUUCGGAUUCGCACCGGACCGCCUCAACCCCAACGGGCUGCCGUUCGGCAAGGUGCUCAUCGACGGCUGGAUUCUCGAGACGCUCGAUCCGUACAGCUCGACGAGCUUCCAGAUUCCAUCGACGCGCUGCACGCACGUGGUGGCAGUCGACUAUGCGGGCAGCCUGCCCGUCGCGGUCAACACCAUGUGGAACGCCAACCUGCCACGCUCCGUGCUGCUGGUCGAGGACUAUCUCAAGGCGCGCGGCUCGAUCCCGUCGGUCAAGACGCCGCCGGCGUGCCUGCAGGUGCUCGGCGAUGGUCGCGAUGAGGACCAGGGCUUUGUGUGGUCGCUCAAGGAUCCUCAGCGCAAGAAUCUGCUCGUCUCGUCGAGCUUUGAUCCGGCGACGCGCACGUAUGUUGCGGUGAGCAUGCACCGCCCCAGCGCCGCGUCUGCAGCCGAGGAGGUGCCGGGCCUGCUGCCUGCCGCGUCGAUCGUGAGCAACGGCAAGCCGCGGCCGCCGCGGUCGUCGGACGCCUCGAUGACCAAGGGCGUCGCCGAGAAGCUCACGCAGGCUAUCAACGCCGCGCCGGGUACGCCGCUGCUCGGCUCGGCUGCACCACCGAUCAACUCGAGUGCCGAUCAGGACUCGAGCCUGUCGCGCGCCACGAGCAUGCACUCGAUCACGAGCGCGUCGGCGGCCAGUACGGCGUCGACCAUCCGCCGCCGCCCGAGCUCCAUCCACACCGACUCGCGCAACGCCAAGGACCUCAUCCUCAUGGAGGUCGAGAUCGAGCUGCGCCACUACCACAAGGGAUACGACGUGCAGUGCUUCUCCGAAUUCGCGCCGCUUGACGCAUCCGUCUCGGACUCGGCGACGGCUGCCUUGCCGAAGCAAGAUCGGUCUGCUGCUGGUGGCGAGACGGCCACGUCGGUGCACGACAAAGCCGGCGUCAACGCGAGCCGAGGUGCAGAGGCAGGCAAGCCGAAGCCGCCGUUCUCGCUCAGGAUGGCGCCCGAAAAGUCAAACGACCUGCCGGUGCAGCUCAAAGUGUACGACCUGCCACCGAGUGCCGUGCUGGCAGCGACGCUCGAUCCGUCGGCGCGACCGCGCAAGCACCUGGUGCGCGUCACAGUCCCAACCACGUCGUUCCUCGACCCGGUCGAAGACCCGCUAACCGGCUCCAAGCCCCCGGACACGCCGGUGUGGUACACAAACCUGCUGGAGCGCGGCGCGGUGCUGCGGCUGAUGGUGAAGCCGCUCAAAAGCGAGGGUGCGGAAGCCGACCCCGCCGGCGUGCCACGCGAUGCCAACGGUACACUGGUCUUCGCCACGCCCGUGGGCAAAGUGGCGGUGCGCAGCGGCGACGUGAAGCUCGACAUUGUGCAUGUCAACCAGACCUCGGCGAUGCUGCAGCGCGAGCAGAUUGGCAUCGAGCCCAUGACGCAGCUCAAGCGGAUCGCGCCGCCGCGCGCGCGCUCGGCGCGCAAAUCGGGGCUCGAGGGUGCGGCCGCCACGAUGGACGACGGACGGCUGCCCGAGGCGCUGCGUCGGCCAGUGGCACAGCGGACGGAUCUGUUGCAGCCGCCCGCUGCGGUGCAGGCGGAUGCGGGCAAGGACGAUGCCAAGGGUGCCAAGAGUGCGACUGGUGUUGCCGACAAGGCCGCUCGGCCGGCAACGGGCGUGGAGAAGAGCGGCAAGGCCGGGUCGCUGGCGCCUUCGUCGGCGGCGGGAUCGGCCAACGGCUCGGCUGCGGGGUCCGCGCCGCCUUCGCGCGCCGCGACGCCGUCGGCGCCCACGAGCGCCGGCGCGCAGAUCAUGAGCAUGUUCGGGUCGUACCCCCUGUCGCGCCUGGGCACAGGUAGCGCGCUGGCGUCGUCGCUCACGUCGGUCUCGUCCGUAACAGCGCGUGGCAGCAGCGUAGCGUCAUCGUCGUCGGCCAGAACCAACGCCGAGGCGCUUGCCGCCAGCGACCGCGCCAAGCACCCGCGCGCGGCAGACAAGGGCGACAAAGCCGCCACCGCACCUGACGCCGCCGGUGCUUCGCUCGACGAGCGGGGUAGUGCCGGUGAGGUUGUGGUCGAGGCAGCCGCAAGUGCGGGUAGCACCCUCGCGCAGGCGACCAAGGACGCCAUUUCGGCCCUGGGCGGCGUAUGGCGUUCCGAGGCGCAGUUUCGACUGUCGACACUCGUGCUGGUGGCGGUGGCGGCGUUUUUGGUCGGCUCGCUCAUGCGCUCCAUGCUGGCGCCCCUCGACUUUGUACUCGCCCCCACGGGGGUACCGCAGCCCGCGGCGGAUGGCGACUUUACCCAGCUCGUGCGUAGUCUGCGUGCGGGUGAGAGCGGCAAGAUCGAUAGGCUCGUGGAGCAGCUAGGCAGCAGCGCGAAGGGUGGGGGUGGCGUGACGCAGAUGCAGUGGACGCAGCUGCGGCGCCUCGUGCAUGUGCCCGUGCCCGUGCUCGGGUGGGACAUUGUACUUGCCGGCAUACGUCGGCGUGGCUAG